GAGUUUAGCCCCAAGCCUAAUUAAAAGCACAACCAGCUAAUCAAGGUCUUCAGGAUUACUAAAAGCUUCCAGGCAGGUGUUUUGGAGCUGGUUGCACUCUCCAGGACCGGAGUUUAACAUGAUAGGGAUCUGCACUUUUGUUUGGAAUUCACCCCAUAACAUGACACUAACCUGAAAAACUAUAAGUUACUGCAGUACUCAGGAGUGUCAUCCACCGAUCCAAAUAACAAAUUCGUUUCCCAAGGAUUAUUCUGACCGAGUAGAUAUUUUUGUCUUUGGUCAUUGACGAUUUCUUCCUACAAAUCUAACGUAGAAAAAAGCAACUAAAAUGCUGAAUACUACCAGCUGGGACCCACUGCACAUCGCUAACUAUGUUGGAGAAUACUUGGACUUGAUUGAGUCUUUACCAUUCGACCUGCAAAGAAAUGUGUCUCUUAUGAGAGAAAUUGACUCCAAAUACCAAGAACUCCUCAAAGAGUUAGAUGAGGCAUAUGAGAAACACUGCCAUGAAGAGGACCCCAUCCAGCAAAAGCGCUUGCUACACUGUAUCCAAAGAGCCCUUAUCCGAAGUCAGGAACUGGGUGAUGAGAAGAUCCAACUUGCUAGUCAGAUGGUGGAGAUGGUGGAAAAUCGUAGCCGGCAAGUGGACAGUCUUGCUGAGCUUCUAGAAACCAGACAUGAACCCCAAGAAAGCAUGACCGCUACUACCAUGUCUUCCAUUUUUCCCAGCAAGAGAAGAGAGGAGGAGAAAAGAAGAGAGGAAUCCCUUGGUUCAAUAGAAAGUCUUUCUGGAGCAAACAAGCGCUCCAGACGUCAGAAAAACAGUAAUAUUGAGACUCAGGAGAACAUCUCUACAGUUCACCAUGAUGAAGAGACCGGCAGCAUUGUCAGGGAGAAGCGGAAUAAAACCUCAAAGAAAAAGAAGAAGUCUAAAGCCAGAGCUGACAGAGAGCCUUCACCUACAGAUCUACCUAUUGAUCCGAAUGAGCCUACUUACUGCCUGUGUGAGCAGGUGUCAUUUGGGGAGAUGAUUGGGUGUGAUAAUGAUGAAUGUCCAAUUGAAUGGUUCCAUUUCUCAUGUGUUGGGCUUAAUCACAAACCCAAAGGGAAGUGGUAUUGUCCAAAAUGUAGGGGAGACACAGAGAAAACCAUGGACAAAGCCUUGGAAAAAGCAAAAAAGGAGAGGGCAUAUAACAGGUAGCCCAUA
Onychostoma macrolepis is the source of this 1207-nucleotide messenger RNA. RefSeq names its product inhibitor of growth protein 1-like. Bases 329 to 1201 code for a protein of 290 amino acids. The transcript has 3 exons. The record is from RefSeq and is a predicted model, not a curated record. Gene Ontology annotation, cellular component: nucleus. Lineage: Eukaryota; Metazoa; Chordata; Actinopteri; Cypriniformes; Cyprinidae. Gene Ontology annotation, biological process: positive regulation of DNA-templated transcription.